AUGCCUUCUGGCCAGAAUAUGUACAUUGUCCUUUCGUCUUUCAGAGAUGAUCUUCAUUCUCAGCUGAAGGAACUAAUUCCCAAACGACAGGUAUUCUUCUCAUAUGUUCCUCCUAGGAAACGGCGGUGCCCAUAUAGGGAUAAGGGGUUAGAUGUGAGAUUACUAUGUAAUUUUUAUAAGACUGAUUCAAAGAUAUAUUGUCCUUGCAAGAAAUGUGUGAACCUUAUAUUUGGGACAAGAAGUGGCGUGAAAGAACAUUUAAUUAUAAAUGGAUUCAAUACUAAGUAUACAAGAUGGACAAUUCAUGGAGAGUCUUUAGCUUCAUCUAGUAGAAAUGAAUUGGAUGCAAAUCAAAGCUCUUAUUUUCAAGAUGAUAUGAUUGGUAUGGUGCAUGAUGCAUUUGGAGUUCCAAGGCAAGAUGGUGGGAUUAGAGACGAUGAAGGACUUGAAAGUAUGGGAUUAGGGCCCGAUAAGGAGACUAAGAAAUUUUUUAAGCUGCUUGAAGAUGCACAACGUGAGUUGUACCCCAAUUGUAAGACAUUCACAGCUCUCUCUUUUACAACUCAUUUGUUGCAUAUAAAAGUGCUUGGUGGUUGGACUGAUACCUCAUAUGAUAUGCUAGUUGAGCUAUUGAGAAAAGCGUUUCCAGUUCGUGAAACCUUGCCCAAGUUGUUUCCUGAAGCAAAGAAGUUUAAUGAGGCCUUAGGCUUUAGUUACGAAAAAAUUGAUGCGUGUCCCAAGGAUUAUGAUGGAACGACCAAACUAACACAAAUUCCUGCGAAACAAGUAAGGCAUUUUCCUUUAAAGCCAGCGCUUCAAAAGCUUUUCAUGUCAGAGGAAACAUCAAAACAUAUGAGAUGGCAUGCAAAGGGACGGACCAAUGAUGGUAAAUGGAGGCACCCUGCUGAUACACCUGCUUGGAAAAUAUUAGACAAAAAACACCCUGAAUUUGCGAAAGACAUUCGAAAUGUGAGAUUGGGAUUAGCAGCCGAUGGUUUUACCCUGUUUAGAACAAUGAGCAUUACUCAUUGCAUGUGGCCAGUCGUGUUGAUGCCGUAUAACUUGCCUCCAUGGUUGUGCAUGAAACAACCGUUUUUCAUUUUGGCUUUGCUCAUUGAUGGUCCUCAUGGUCCUGGAAAUGAUAUUGAUGUAUACUUGCAGCCUUUGAUUGAGGAGUUAAAUGAGUUGUGGACUAAAGGUGUGCUUACUUUUGAUGCAUCAACCCAACAAAUGUUUCGUAUGCAAGCAACAAUAUUGAUGGGAACUAUAAAUGAUUUUCCAGCAUUAGCAAUUUUAUCUGGUUGGAGCACAAAAGGAGCACUAGCUUGUCCUUCUUGCAAUGUGGAAACCCAAUCUUUAUGGUUGAAGAACUUUAGGAAACCAAGGCCACUUCAUUUGUCUGGUGUUGAUAUUUUUAAACAAGUUCAAUUCAUUCAGAAUAAUUUUGGGAAGGGUGAAGAAAGGGGGAGAACUGCACCUAAAAAGAGACGACUACAUGCUGAUGAUGGAAUAAGUGCCAACACUAUGGAGCAAGGAGUAGAACAUAAUCGGAAAAAGAGAAGUAUAUUUUUUGACUUAGAGUAUUGGGUGGAUAUUUUGAUUCGCCACAAUAUUGACUUGAUGCAUACUCAGAAGAAUGUCUUGGAAAAUAUACUUGGGACACUACUCAAUAUUUUGGGGAAAAUAAAGGACAAUCUAAAGGCUCAACAAGACCUAAAGGUCAUGCGUAUACGCAUGGCACUCCAUCCUCAACAACGGCCUAGUGGGAAAGUCUAUUUACCUCCUGCUUCUUUCACAAUGAGUAAAGAACAUAAAUAUAUAUUUUGCAAAGUGUCGAAAAAUGUUAAAGUUCCUGAUGGUUACCCCUCCAAUAUUUCACGCCGUGUAAACCUCAAAGACACAACUAUUUCAGGGUUGAAGAGCCAUGAUUGUCAUAUUCUUAUGCAACAACUAUUGCCAUUGGCUGCGAGGAGGGCAUUUGCCUAG
Rhododendron vialii is the source of this 1986-nucleotide messenger RNA. RefSeq lists its product as uncharacterized. NCBI's taxonomy places the organism in Eukaryota, Viridiplantae, Streptophyta, Magnoliopsida, Ericales, Ericaceae. The coding region runs from base 1 to 1986 and encodes 661 amino acids. The record is from RefSeq and is a predicted model, not a curated record. The transcript has 6 exons.